AUGGAGUUCGAUUUAGAUCUGUCAACAAUCGACCUCGAGCUCAAAUUUCGAAACCUGACAUUUGACAAGGAUUUUUUCGCCGAGUUCCGAACGCCUGAACAAAAAGCCUUCGCUGGGAUUUACAUAGCCCUGUUUUUCAUUGGGAUCCUUUCGAAUUUACUCGUCGUUCUUGUUCUCGGGCUCAGUCGCGAUGGCCUCAAGUCGCCAUCUGGUCUUUACGCGUUUCACUUGGCGCUGGCCAACGCUCUUCUGAUCAUGUCUCUCCCGUUUGCAGCAGAUCAAAAGCUGAAUGCCUUUUGGCGCUAUGGAACGUUUCUAUGCAAAUCGUCCGAAGCAAUCAAACUAGUCAACUUCUUUGCUUCAAUUUUUCUUUUGUUAGGUCAUUCAGAAAAUUUAAAAGCUUUACUAUAG
Molecule: messenger RNA, 411 nt
Organism: Oikopleura dioica
Lineage: Eukaryota; Metazoa; Chordata; Appendicularia; Copelata; Oikopleuridae
Source: the annotation of a GenBank genome assembly